UCUAAGUUUGCCACUUAUUUCAAGCUAAGUAGCUCAAUGGAAUCAAAUAUACAGGACGAACGGAUCUAUUCCGUUAAAGUUAUUUGCGGUGUCUGUAAAUAUAAAGCUGACGAUCUCAGUAAUCUUCAAUCACACAUUCAGUCUCAUGCAAGAGGAGAUAAUUUCCUGUACUAUCACACCACUAAAACUGCAUUUCCAUUUUUUGAGCCAUCUUCAAAAGAAACUCAGACUUAUCCUGAAGAGUGUCACUUUCAAAUGAACUUAUCAAACCAGUACAUUCCAAAAGCUGAAAUUGAUAACACAACUGAAAUUGGUUGUAUGGAAAUCAAAGAGGAAGUAAUUAAUGAUUAUUUGGCAGACACUGACGUGGAAGUUAUUGCCGAUGUUGUUGAUCAAACUGAUGAACUUAAUCUGAAGUAUUUGGCAGACAUUGAACACAGUGACACAAAACGACCUCAGAUUAGUGAAAAACUGAACAAACGUAGAAAUAAAAACAGGGUAAAAAAACCUAAAACAGAACUCGGUAAGUUGUCAAAGAAAAAAGACGGUCCAAAAACGUCAGUCAGACGAAAUGUUGAUAGAAAGAAGAAGAAGGUGAAGUCAUUGGAUGACAAAGAUGAAGUCAGUGGAAAAUCAGCAAAAUCUUUGGAGAAUGACAAAAAGCCCGAUAUGACUAAUGCUGGAAAAUCAAAACAAUUUUCGAAAUAUGAGAAACCAAUUAAUAAUAAAAAUGGACCAGAGCCAAAGCAGAUACAAUAUAAAGAAGAUCCAAUUUCUUUUGAGGAAUAUUCUUUCUGCUGUCCCCAUUGUCCGGAACAAUAUACGUUUAUAAACUCAGUGUUUUGCCACAUUGAAACUGGCCAUUCAGGCAAAUAUCCUUUAGUUUGUAAAAAAUGCUUCUGUCCAUCCUUUUCCGAAGAUGUCCUUGCGAUACAUGUAGCUGAAUGUGAUUACCCACGCCAUAGGACACAUGUCUGUGCAUUUUGUGAGGAUAUUAGGUGCUUUGUUGUAAAAAGCAGAUUGCAAGACCAUCUGGAUUCCGAACAUAGUGGAAAGGCGCCAUAUGCGUGUGAAGUUUGUAAUAAAGCAAUGGUUUCUGAACUCGACAAGUAUACUCACAUGACAGAACAUGAUCGUCGCUUAUUAAAGUGUUCAAACUGCCCACAAAGUGGAAGAUACUUUGCGUCUUGGGUCCAUUUAGACGCGCACUAUUUGACGAAACAUUCCUUACGUCCGUGGCAGUGUCCAUUAUGUCUCUAUCAGUUUUCUGAUCGUACAAGGACUGGUUUUCUGGCACAUCUGAAGGUUCACUACCAAUGCGAUGAAUAUGUAUGUGAAGAUUGCGGAGCCAAAUAUUUUAUGUUAAGAAGCGUUCUUGAUCACCAAUUGGUUUGUAAAGCAAAGCAUGGUAGCCAAGCACCAGGAAUACAAAAAACUAAGAAGACUUAUUUGUGCGAAAAAUGCUCAGCAGCGUUUUCAUACAACAAAAACUUUAGAGCGCAUAUGAGCAGAGAACAUGGCAUAGGAAAGGCUUUUCCAUGCAAAGUAUGUGGAAAAAUGUUUUAUAAACGUCAGUCGAUGGUUAAGCAUGAGCGUACUCAUGCUGGUCAUAGACCACAUGUAUGUCAAACAUGUGGAAAGGCAUUUUCGACUUCAUGGAAUCUCAAAACACACAUGAGGUCCCACACAGGUGAAAAGCCAUACUCAUGUAUGAAAUGUGGAAUGAAAUAUGCUCACAAUUUUAUAAGGAAAGCUCACGAAGAAAAGUGCAAGGGCAACAUUUACUCAACUUAUAGCCUCCCAUAUAAUGCAAGCUCUGAACAUGGGGAAGGUAUCGAUAUGGAAAAACGCAAGAUUGAAGAUUCAUGAUUGUAAAUGGUCCGCAUAUGAAAUCUGAAUCUUACAAUGAAAAAGUGUUUGUCUAUAUGUGUUAUUCAGUCUGGACCCUGAGAAACAAUCUAUAAGUGAUAUGAACUUUAAAACGAAAUCUGUCGUAUCAGACUGACUUUUAAGCCAUUUUCUGUUACAGUCCUUGUAUACCGGAAGUUUGUUCUGCAUAUCUUUUGGAAAAAUAUAUUGAUAUGUUGUAUUCUGUUUCUCUGCUGAGGUUCUUUCAUUUGUUUGCUUUUAUGUAAAGAUAAUGCUUACAAUUUUGAAAGCAAACAUUUUAAUUGAACUAUGUAACAAUUACACAUACGUGUUUGAUUCUGAAUAUUAAAUUAGGUACAUUGAAUUUUGAAUGAAUAUUCUUGUUUGCUACACAUAUGCAAGUACACAUGUAUUUCUAAAAACAAAUAAAUGAAAGUUUAAUUGUUGUCAUAUCCGCUUGC
Molecule: messenger RNA, 2330 nt
Organism: Mya arenaria
Lineage: Eukaryota; Metazoa; Mollusca; Bivalvia; Myida; Myidae
Product: zinc finger protein 37-like
Exons: 2
Coding region: 37-1869 (610 amino acids)
Biological process (GO): regulation of transcription by RNA polymerase II
Cellular component (GO): nucleus
Molecular function (GO): RNA polymerase II transcription regulatory region sequence-specific DNA binding; DNA-binding transcription factor activity, RNA polymerase II-specific
Source: RefSeq, a predicted model, not a curated record